Messenger RNA from Dinoponera quadriceps, 2426 nucleotides. RefSeq names its product peptidoglycan recognition protein-like. The record is from RefSeq and is a predicted model, not a curated record. Gene Ontology annotation, molecular function: N-acetylmuramoyl-L-alanine amidase activity; zinc ion binding. Gene Ontology annotation, biological process: peptidoglycan catabolic process. Lineage: Eukaryota; Metazoa; Arthropoda; Insecta; Hymenoptera; Formicidae. The coding region runs from base 243 to 635 and encodes 130 amino acids. The transcript is spliced from 4 exons.
GUCCUCGCGAGUGGGGAGGAUCCGGCUAACGGAACCGCAGCCACGCACUGCCAUUCUUCCGGCGAAGGAUAGAAGCCCGUCGAAUCGCCAAACAGAGAACCGCAAGUGGUCAAGCCGGUAUCCUCGAAACGCACUUCCCGCAACCAACAUGGUCUCUUUCAAGUCCAGUGAGUGUCGCGUCGGUAUUUUUCUCGCGGCAUCUUCCCGAAAAGAAUCGCGUGAAACCGUGUAACGUCGAUCCGAUGGACGCCACGUGGGUUAAAACUAAUCCCACGGGGGAAACGAUAGAAGGAUGCGAGUCAGUCAAACAAGGAGCCGAAAUGCAGCAAAAUGUUGACGAGAAAGCCGAUCUGUUCGACGUCACGUCGGUUAAAAUCAACCCCACGGGGGAAACGAUCGAAGAGCCGGCCGAGCAAGGAGCCGGAAAGCUGCAAAAUGCUGGCAAGAAGACCGUUGCAGCGACACCAUGGCAAGUGGCGACAUUCAUAUGUGCGGUCGUAUGCGUCGCAGCAUUCAUCCUCGUGAACGCGGCGUGGCUAUACUCGACGUAUUUUCCUCCUCGUUGCAUCACCGCGCCGACGUCGAUUUCCUCAUCCGGCUCUUCAGGCACUUCCGAAUACGAGGAUCGGUUGUAGAUCUCUCCUUGAGAGGACUUUCCUCGUUGAGUAUGCAGCAGGUUUUAAUGGCUAAUGGACAUUACGUCUGAAAAUCAUCAUCAUUCUUCCGUCAUCAUCGAGCUCGAAUCCGUAUUGCAUUGCGUCAUGUUUACUUCCUUGCAUAUGCGCGGCGGCGUUCCCGGCGGCUUCAGGUAUCGUAAAACAAUUCAUACGCAACGUCGAAGCGGCUUUGAUGGCUUCCUCUCCGAGUGUCACUGUCAAUGCGAGCGUUGCACGCUCCGUGCCGUGUAUGCGCGCACUUACGCUCCGACUGUGUGCGUGUGUGUGCGUGCGUUGUAAAUCUCGAUGCAAGCAGGUGAAUAACGAAGAAAACCGAAUGGAAAUAUGGAAUACAUUAUAUCUCAUCCGUCUACUUCUCUAAAGAGAGAUGCAUGAUUGUGAAUAUGAAUGCGAUGCGUGUGCAUGCGCUCCGUCCAUUCGCCUUGCCGCUCGCCGACGAAAAUGCGACGAUUCUUCGCGAUCGUCAACUGCGGUGCUGAAACGUUAUCGCCAGAUAGCCAAGUCUCUCUCUCUCUCUCUCUCUCUCUCUCUCUCUCUUGCAAAGCGCGUAUCCGUGUAUUCACGAUCGCUGUGAUCACCCCGUCGCUUCGAAAAUUCGCCAAGAACUAACACAAGAUUUGUGCUUUUCAGCUGCAAUGAGAAUGUGCGCAGUGAUCAAAUGAUUAAAGGCUGCUACGACACUUUUCAUCCGUGAGUUUUGCAACGUAUCCCGUAUUCAAUCGGAGAAUCGGGUUUUUUCAGAAAUCCUCCCAAGAGAUACGUUUUCCUUUUCGGAUGGGACGCGAGACUCACCGAGGAAAAGUGUCACGGCCUUUAAUCAUCCGACCAUGCACAGGACGACAGUCGAGGAAAACGCAAUUCGAGAGCGCAAGAGUGUACAAUUGUUGUGUUUCUAUUGAUAUUCAAAAUUACUCUUCGGACUCAAAAUUCGAAUUUAACGAGCGCUGAAAGAAAGACUCACGCCUCUGUUUUCAAAAACCAAUGGCCCGUUCCUUAUAGCUGCACUGUUGAACCGGUGCAAUAAGUUGAAGUGAGAAAACACAUACUUAUCUCACUUCAGCUUGUUGCAAUAGUUCAGCAGUGCAGCCAUAAAGAACAAACCAUAGGUGGGCGAUCGGUACAGUGAACUGUCCGUUCUAGCGAGUAUCGCCGCACUUUGAAAUAGCACGGCUACGUUUGACGUCGUUUCUGCUGAAAAGAACGCCUCGCACCGCGCGCACGCGCACACACACACACACACUUUUUACGUUAGACUGCGAUAGAUCGGUUCGGCUAAAAACAACAAGUCUAACACGAUAUUAGCGCGUCUGCUAACGAUAGAACGACGUUGAUGUUUGUUGCCGUCACAAUUAGUUGGCGCGCGCGGUGUCGUCGCGCGCAGGCGAUGAAUUCGGGAGCCGUCUGUAACGAGUGUUUUAUCAGCCGACAGACGCACACGAGUGUCAAUAUGUAGUUGCGGUACGCGCGCGCUACUUUCGUAUUCAACGCCAUUUUUCCUCGUGAAAAGCCUACGCAAUCGAUCUCUAUCUCUAAAAAAAAAAAAACCCCCACAUUUAUCUCUCUCGCUCACACUUCCGCUAAACUGCCCUCGCCGAUCGCGUCGCGCGAUCUGCCGCGAAAAAUCAUUCGGCACGGCUAUCGCGCGUUGUUAAACGAGAUUACUGCGAAAGUCAUAUCACCAAGUUCGCGAUACAGAGAUGAUGAUUACUGUAGUUAAAAAAAAAAAAAAGCGUUUUUCCAAUUUUCCGC